AUGUAUGUGUUUUACAACCAUUUUGACUCCUAUCUGUCUGGGUUGGGUGUGCAACUCAUCAAUGACACCAUCGCUGCCUUUGUGAGUGGAGAGCAUGCCAGCAAGUGGAAGGCUGCAUUCAAUGACAGCAAGUUAAUAUGGGCGACCACUCAACUGACAAGUUGGUAUUGCCUGGUGCACAAGACCAAGAGGUCCUUUGCCCAGAUGUUCAACUCAGGGUACAUGUUGGUCAAUGACAUUUGGGAGAUUGAUCCACUCUUCCAUCAACACAAUUACAUGCUCAACAUGGACAAGGACAUUGUCCACUACUACAACCACCAGAACCUCAGCCAGUCAUGGCCCAUUGCAUCACUCUCAGCAAGAGAGAUGUUGGAUUUGGACAAGGACUUAUAG
Molecule: messenger RNA, 393 nt
Organism: Acanthamoeba castellanii str. Neff
Lineage: Eukaryota; Discosea; Longamoebia; Acanthamoebidae
Exons: 2
Coding region: 1-393 (130 amino acids)
Source: RefSeq, a predicted model, not a curated record